Molecule: messenger RNA, 600 nt
Organism: Erigeron canadensis
Lineage: Eukaryota; Viridiplantae; Streptophyta; Magnoliopsida; Asterales; Asteraceae
Exons: 1
Coding region: 1-600 (199 amino acids)
Source: RefSeq, a predicted model, not a curated record
AUGGCCGAAAGAACAAGUCAGGAAUGUCUCGAGUAUUUUUGUGAUGCGGUCAUUCAUUUGUACAAGCGGGAGUAUUUGCACAGGGCGACAUCCCAUGACGUCGCCUUGCUGUACAAUGCGCAUGAGGAGCGACAUCAUCUACCAGGUAUGCUCAGUAGCCUUGAUUGUACGCAUGUUGUAUGGAGGAAUUGUCCUAGGGGCGAGAAAGGGCAAUACACGCGAGGGGAUCACAAAGUGCCGACUAUCAUGAUUGAAGCUGUUGCGUCACAAGAUUUGUGGAUUUGGCAUGCGUUUUUUGGUCCUCACGGAUCAAACAAUGACAUUAAUGUGUUGAAUCGGUCACCGUUGUAUGAUACUACCAGAAAUGGAAUGGCUCCAAACACGUCAUUCACUUUACGCGGCCGCUUAUACAGAUGUGGGUAUUUGCUUACUGAUGGAAUAUAUCCUAAGUGGUCUACGUUUGUAAAAGUGUAUCCGCAUCCAGUUGAUCCAAAUGAAGUGAAAUUCAAGCGAGUGCAGGAGGCGUCGAGAAAAGAUGUAGAACGGGCUUUUGGGGUGCUUAAGGGAAAAUGGAAGAUUUUGGACGUCCAAUCCGGUUAA